Molecule: messenger RNA, 2553 nt
Organism: Lachnellula hyalina
Lineage: Eukaryota; Fungi; Ascomycota; Leotiomycetes; Helotiales; Lachnaceae
Exons: 2
Coding region: 1-2553 (850 amino acids)
Biological process (GO): vesicle-mediated transport
Cellular component (GO): Mon1-Ccz1 complex; intracellular membrane-bounded organelle
Source: RefSeq, a predicted model, not a curated record
AUGUCUCUGGCCGCGGAGCAUCUCUCUGGGAAGAUUAUUCCUGCCCAGCUGAACUUCUUGGCCAUCUACAACCCUUCCCUAGGUACUACCGACGACACUCUCGCCGACCAGAUUGUAUACUACUAUUCAGCCAAAUCCCCGGAACGGAGUAGGCGGCGACAGAGUUCUCGCUCACGGAUUGAAGAGAGCAAUGCGCAGCUUAGGGAAAUAGGGCUUGCCCAGGGCAUGGUUGAAUUUGGCAAAAGCUUUUCAAAUGGCAGAUCCGUGGACACUAUUGAGACUGAGAAGUCUCGUAUUGUCCUCCACGAAUUGGAACCUGGCUGGUGGAUAUUAGCUUCCAUCAGCUUAACUGUGCUUCCAGGCAAAGCAAAGGAGCCAACGACGAAAGGCAAAGGCCCCGAACAAUACGGCCCUCCAGAAUACUCUUCUCGCGAAGUAAAGCCUGCAAUAUUGCUACUUGGGGAUCUCCUUCGAGCACACUCGACUUUCCUCCUCCACCACGCUUCUUCGAUGAGUGCGCAUUUUGUCCGAACAAAAAGAUCCAAAUUCAUUGGCAUACUCGGCCGUUAUUGGGACACAUUUUUGACGACAUGGAAUGUUCUUUUGCAUGGCAAUCCUGCAAAUAGUUUGUACGGCGGCAUCAAAAUCGCGGCCUGCGGAGAGCUUGGAGUCGGCGUAGGCGAGGAAGAACGAGGCAGCGGGGAACGUGAGGUUCUCGAGGGGUUUGUCGGCAGGGUAGAUGGGCUUGUAGAUAUUAUAGUCUCCAGAUUUGGGGUUGCCGAUGAAGAAAAGGUGGCACAGACUGAAACUAAGAAGAAAGAUGCAGCUCAACAUCCUACAAACCCCUGGCUUGGUUCCGGCAAUGAUCCUGCUGCUGAAGAUGGUGCUAUCUUUCUUGGUACUGGAGCAUUGUCGAGGAAGUCACUACGAGACGUUUCUCACUGGAUGGAGGAUCUCUAUAGAUGGGGUCCUUAUGCAUACGGCGUCGUGGACAACCCGACUUCGAUUCGCCGCGUUAAGAUGCGUGCACCAAGCCGUAAAGAGUCCGCCAAAGAGGACGAAAUGGCAAUAAUUCCACCGAGGCCUAUCGUCGACGUCGAGCAAUCUCAUAAUAAGUCGAAGCGUAAGCUGCUUCGGCCGCAACCACAUCGUGGAGCUUCUAGUCAUAACGACACUGAUAGCGAAUCGUCCAAGAGUGCGUUUGUUCAUUACCUGAAGCUGGGCUACGGCACUCAUUGGAGCUUUGGUGGGACUAUUUCAAAAGGUGGAGGUUUACCUGAGAGUCCUGGAUCUCAGACUGAGACUCAGACCGACCGAAGUCCAGGUAAAGCUAUAGAUUCCACUCUCAACCAACGGACGAGGAAAGCUUCACCCGCAGGCCAGCUUACCAUAUCAGAUGCGUCCCCUUCCAAGAGUGACCCCCUUGGCCAUUAUCUCAUUGGGCUUCUGGGCGCAAUCGAGGACGAGCAUGAUGACAAAGAAGAGUCCACCGAAGAUUGCCCUAUAGAUUCUUCGGAAGAAGAGAAUUCACGAUUGGUGCUACGGACUCUGACCCUAGAAUCAGAGAGGGAAGAAGAUGCCCGUACUAAUGGGGAGAUCAGUAUUGACCUGGGGAACACUGAUAACGAGACCAUGUCAUCUAAGCAUACAAGCUCAGAGCAUACUGCCACAUCAAACACAUCUUUUGAAACCCAGGACCGAAACAAGACGAAAAAAUUACGUGUCGUCGUCUAUGUUCACAAGCCGUUCAUUUUCGUCCUCUUGUUCGAGCUAAGAGCAGAUGCUCUCGCUUUCCCCGGCCUUUACCGUUCCUUGCACUAUCAACUUGGACCUCUGAUAAAGCCGUUGCUCAAUUCAACAACCUUUCGACCUUCUAAGCCGAGUAUGGCUGCGACAGCUACCAGCGAUAAUGCUGAUGCGCCAAUCUAUGACCUUGUGUGGGAUCCGAGGCGGUUGACCAUCAACUCGACUAUUCCAAACAUACCAGAUCCGUUCCACGUGCAGUCUGCGUCUCUUGUUUCACCACCAUGGUCUCGUAUCGAAGCUCUAAACACACAUAUGCAGAUUUUGAAUACCUAUACCUCUACCAAUUGGGAACGAAUCGAAAUGGAGCGAACCUGCAAGACUAGUCGGGGCUGGUGGGUGGUAUGGACUAGGAUACCUGAACCACCACAAGAACAUCCGCGUACUUCUGGUCCAGUCAAGGUUCCUGGGAUCAUUACGGAAGACAGUACUGGGGCUAGCACAUAUCUGGAUACAGGAGCUAACAAGUCUCUUGGUACAAGCACAUUUGCUGGUUCCAGCCUUGUCUCGGGUCCAGCUCAUCCGUUUUUGAAUAUAGCCUCCAGCUCACAGGAGAACUUACCGAAAGACAGAGAGAUAUUCUUGAUCCGCAGGGCAAGUGAUCAUCCUUCCCAGUCAGCCAAAAGGUUUGUCAGCGGUCCCUCAACCACUGGGGAGUCAGGCUGGGGUUCCGGCCCAGCUAAACUAGCACAAGGGAUUGGAGUUGAUACAAAAAGCUACAUUGAAGGGUUGUUGAACCUUAACCGAUGA